Alligator mississippiensis (American alligator) is the source of this 4131-nucleotide messenger RNA. It is a transcript of the gene TNFRSF13C, whose product is annotated as TNF receptor superfamily member 13C. NCBI's taxonomy places the organism in Eukaryota, Metazoa, Chordata, Crocodylia, Alligatoridae. The transcript is spliced from 3 exons. The record is from RefSeq and is a predicted model, not a curated record. Gene Ontology annotation, cellular component: external side of plasma membrane. The coding region runs from base 131 to 781 and encodes 216 amino acids. Gene Ontology annotation, biological process: tumor necrosis factor-mediated signaling pathway; T cell costimulation; positive regulation of T cell proliferation. Gene Ontology annotation, molecular function: signaling receptor activity.
GCCUCAGGGGACGGACCCAGCUUGACAGACUGUAUUUCCCUCUGACAGGCCACAGAGUUCGUGAUUUCACACUUGGGCGGCACUUGCCUAACUUGCUGCGCUGCACCGCAGCUCUGAAUCUGACUCCAGGAUGCCAUUGGACUGGACAAACAAACACGCAGACAUCAGCUCUGACUGUCCCCAGGACCUGUGCUUCGACAAGCUGACCAAGCAAUGCCUCAGCUGCCAUCUGUUUGGGAUCUCCAACACAGACACAAGAGACCUCACCAGCAUGGGCCCCACUCCAACUCAACUGCCCCCACAUCCUUCAGGGAACAUGCUAAGCCCAGUUUUGAUCUUUGGCAUCCCUGUUCUCAUGGGGCUAGUCCUGGUAUUGGCAUCAGUUUGGGGAUUUGUUACUUGGAAAAUGAGAAGGAGGCGGAGGAAAAGGGAGAAACCAAACGAAGAAUCCAAGGAAAAUCAGGACUGUGUUAUUUCCUUUGAAAGCCAGGCCUGUACAAGACCAAAGCUUCCAGAAGAAGAUGAUCUUGUUCUGGCCACGUGCCCACAUCUGAAUGGCUCCCUGAAGACAGCUGGGCCAACUGGAAGAGGAGAAACCUCAAAGUGGAAACUAGCCUACCAGGGGAGUGUGGGAAAUGAUGUCAUUCAUCUCUCUGCCCUGUCCCCCUGCAAUGAAGAAUGGGAUCAUGGCUUUCCACUGCCAGCAACUGAGCUGGGGGCCACUGUCCUGGUGACCACCAAAACCAUUCAAAACAGCUUUCCAAAUGAGGAGAGACCCUGAGAACUGGCAAAGUUGGGCUGACACUAGCUGGUUCACAAUGCAGAUGAGAAAAUUGCCUGCAUUGGAGUGCAGAAGGUGUUGCAUGAAAAUGACUUGAAUCAGAACUAGUCUGAAGCAAGGUCAGCCUUCUUUGCCUUCUAUAUAUUCCCUUUCACACCCGCAUUGAAAUCAGGAACCCCUGUAGAGCAAAGCCAACUUACCCUUGUUUUUCCCUAUGAUAGCUGGGGCAGAGUUGUGUCUGGGGAAGAAGCAUUUUUGUUCAGAGCCAACAUAUGUAGACUUUGUUCAGAGCCAACACAUAGAUGACUGCGGCAUCAGCAGGCAUGGAUGAAUUAGUAAUCGCACUUUAAAGUUGGUGGUGCAUGUUAUAGGAGAGGGACAGGGAAAUGCAAAGAGGAGGAUAAAAAGUCUAUUGAAUAAACAUUUAACUGGAGCAUGAGAGUUAAAUUAGGGCAAAACCCUGCACCAUUGACCUCAGUGAGUUUCAUCAUUGAUGUCCAUGGGAACAGAGUUGAGCCCUUCAUGCAGAUUCACUCUUAGGUUUUGGGGGAGCGGGGGUGUCUGUCAGACCACAUUCAACUUCUGUCUCCCUUAUGAUCAUGUUCCUGAUCCCCUUGAUCUUUUGUGUACCAGCACAUGCAGUUACCCACCUCCUAGAAGCAUCUCACACAAGUGGCAAAACUUUACUAUCUGUUUGCAGGACUGUGAAUUUCCUUGCAAGGGGUGGGAAGCCAAGAGAUGGAGAAGUGCCUCUUUCCAAGAAAAGAGUGAGGGAAGGCAGGAGGGGAAAUCUCUCUUUCAUGUGGCCAAGUGACACUGGUGUCAGAUGGUCACAGACAGGGAAUGGGAGCUAUGUGCCUGCCUCUGGAGAUGUACUGCACCCUGGGCAAUAUUAUACCCCCUGUACCUUGAAUCUUCCCAGGUCUGACAGUGGGGAGAGAAGAGCAAUGGCAGCAGUGCAGGAGCAGUGGCUGGAGGUUACCCCCUUGUUUUGCUGCCAAUGUGCCUGCUGGGUGGCAAAAAAGGAGGUGACAGCUCCCACAGCAGCAUCACCAAAUCUGCAGCUGCUGCUCCUACAAUACACAUGGCUGUCAUCACUCUGCCCUUCCCACUGCCACAGCCAGAGCAGUGAGGGUGUGGGGAGAGUAGGGGGGUGGGGGACAGACAGGAGGGUGAGGCACCCCCCUAACUCCAUUCCAGUGCCUCCUCUUUAGGCAGCACUCAAGGCUUGUGCCCUGCACUGUUGUUAUGUUACUUCACAUCCACCUGAGGCCACCACUGCUUUAGUUCCUAUUUCUUCAUGCCUCUCUCCUGAUACAAGGCUUAUACAAGACUUAAGCAUGAUUUGAGUGCAGAAUGGGCUGUUCAGCUUAUAGCUGUUUCAUUAAGGGCUCAUCUAUGUGUGGGAAUGGACAAAUAUCUGCUCCAGAAUAACUCCCCUUGGGGAUGCUGUAUGCAAAACAAAUGUGAUUUAACUCUGGAAUUAUUACUAAGCUUUAGAAGUGGCGUAAUUAUCCCAGAAUAAUAUUGCUUGUAUUCCUGAAUGUUAUCCUCAUGAGAAACUUUUUCUAGCAUGGCUAAAAUACACCAGAAUAGCUACAGCAGAGUAGUUAUUCCAGAAUAAAUAUCCAAGUCAAAUCCCUUUGUGUAGUCGAGGCUUGGCAAAUGUAUCUCUGGUGACAAGCAUUACUGCGCUAAAGGGGCUGGUUAUGAGCCAAUACCAGUGAUCCAGACAAUAGGAUGGAAAGGGAAGACUUAUAAUGCAUAAACAGCCAACCCCAUAGAAAUGCUGAAAAAUUGCUCCAUUAUAAAGGGCAUUUGCCUGCUUUAAAGGUACUUAAUGUAGAUUAGGAAGAGCCAUGAAAAAGAAAAAUUAUAGUUGUGUAUGUUUAUCCUUGCCAUCAUUUGCCUGGGAAUCUGUCUGUGAUGACAGCAAAGUGCCCUCUUGCUUAUACCCUAUUUGACAAAGCCUUCAUCUGCCCUCAGCACCUCUGACACCUGCAUGGUUAUACUGUAAGAUGCUGUCUCCCUCUUUUUCCCUACCAUGGGGAUUAGUGCUGGUUUUCUUGCCCUGCUAUGGAGAAUUGUAGGAGCUGCUACAGGGCUCAAAGGGCUGAACCACUCACUGCAACUGGUAUCUCCAACUUCCUCACAGCAGCCAUGACAAAGCAACAGAGCAGAGAGCUUUAGCUAAGAUGCAUUUUGACUGGGAUGAUGGCAACCUGCAAGUGACCUGGAUUCCAGUCCCAAUCUUCCAUGGCCUCUCAGCAGAGAAUGCUGCAGAAGCUGGGCUAAGUAGAGCUCAGCUUCUUCACAGGAAAUCUAGGUUUGGUCACCUGCUUCCACAUUUCAUUGCUCUGGCCCAGAAGAGCAAUAGAAGCAUGGGCACUCAGCUCCUAGGCAGUCCUCAUAUCACCUACCAUGGUAACUGUAGUUAGUACUGCUCCUGGACAGGCUACCACUCAAGGACAGUCCCCCAUCCCCAUGAAACACAGCUUCAUAAUCUUUGUGUACCAAGGUCCCCAUGAUCAACCAUUUCCAAUAGCUUUUCUUCACAUGCUAUCCCAGUAUACUUUGCACCAGUUUCUAUAGUGGCUUCAUGGGAAGCACUAUUGAAAUUAACAUCAUGAUAUAUGGGGCAAUCCUAGCACAUGUAAAUAAUACAUGGUUAGAGCAAAUCUGCUUCAAUAGAAAACUGGAGAGAGAGAACAGGAGCAGGAUCCAAAAUAUCUCCCUUGAGCCCCACUUCUUCACUGCCUCUGACUCCUAGGGUGAGAACUGUGGAUGUAAAAACUAUCUCUUAGGAGCAAUUAAAUCAGACUCUGAAGUUGGUGAUGGAACAGACACAUUGGAUGAGAACAUCUGCUUGCCAUGGCAAAAUCAUUCCUUGCAGUACACUUCUGCAGGGUUCAUCCUAUGUGGUUCAAAAAGGUCCAAGUGCUGGAAUUUCCGUCAUCUCCUGUAAUACCACAGUGAGACAAUUUCCUUGUGAGCUAUCACUAAGCUUUGACCAUACCUGCAUACCAUUUCAAUCCAUAUUGGAUUAUUCUGAGGCAAGUCACUUGCUAUCUGUUUUGGGAUACACAUUUUUUUGCUCACUAUCUUGACCAUCUGAGCCAAUGAUAGGGGCUAAUUUACCAAUAAUAGUUCAGCCUUUCCACCCUGCAAGCCCAUGAGGGAGAUUGAGACAAUUUGUCUCAUUGCUGCAGCAUUCUUUGUAGAUGCUUCUUGCUCUUUUAUUUCCAGGGCAUGGGAUUGGCUGGGUCUAUUAAUUGUAUAUUGGGAACAGUGGGAAAGGAAAGCAAAGAAAAAAGCUGUAGAAUUGAACAAUAAAAUGAAACUGCUCUAAA